Molecule: messenger RNA, 3984 nt
Organism: Centropristis striata (black sea bass)
Lineage: Eukaryota; Metazoa; Chordata; Actinopteri; Perciformes; Serranidae
Gene: agap3
Product: ArfGAP with GTPase domain, ankyrin repeat and PH domain 3
Exons: 18
Coding region: 1016-3814 (932 amino acids)
Cellular component (GO): nucleus
Molecular function (GO): GTP binding; protein binding; GTPase activity
Source: RefSeq, a predicted model, not a curated record
AUUUUUUAUUGCCUAUUAAGAAAGAGAUGGCAUUACAGCACAUCUAGUAAAGGAUCAUGAGUAUUUGGAGAUUGAUGAGCUGUGAUUUUGAAUCUAAAACAUCCAACUACAAUUCUGUUUUAAGAUUUAGUCUAAAGUUGCACAUAAACAUGGAGUAUUUUGGAGUCACAAGAGGAUAAAAAUGAAUAUUGCUGCAAAGAAAUCCAUUAAAAGCAUAUAUUGCAGUAUGUGUGCAUACACGCGCGUCCACGGGCGCGUGCACGCUGGUAUGAAAGUGUAGGCCUACAUGGGAGUUUUAGUUUUAAAUCUAGACAAUAACAAGUACUAACAGUGAGUGAUUUUCCUGAUGUAAUUGCAGUAUCUACUUGUGUAUCUUGCAGUAGCCAGUUUUGCGGUUGCAUAACUGUCAGGUAGGUUAUUAUAAUGAUGUGCACGUUGCGAUUUUUCUCCCCCUCCACCAAAUCCAAUCACACCCUCCCCCAUCUCAAGUACAAUUACGUGUUGGGUGACGUUUCAGCAUGCGGAGGAGGGCGCUGGGCAGGGACCACUUGGACCAAAGAGGACUAAACGCUAUUUCAUUUCAGCGCAGAAACAACGCAUUGAAGGCAGUGGACCAGGGCGCCGUGCUGAAGCCUAGCCCAUUGUCUCCUUCAAACAGAGCAACUAAAAGGAAGACGGGUUUGACCACAACAGCGGUGUAGCCCACAGAGGACUGUCCCAGUGGUAGGCAUUGCGGGUUUGUAAGCCACAGAAAAAAGGGCCCUGGACAGAUCUGGCCAAUAACGGAAAAUGAAUCACAGUCAAGUUUUAAUAAUAUGAACACGAGCCGCGUUUUGUUGCAAUUGGCGACCAACUAUUGAUGCUUCUGCGCCGAUCGUUUUCCACACCAUCAAUUCGCGCGGACUUCUUUUGUUCGCAUCGCUUGAAUCCCAAAUUCUAGUCUGCAUAUCUGUGUUGCCGUUUCACACAAAAAAGAAGAGUUAGUCGCUCCAAAACCAAAACAAAAAAACCCAAGAUGAAUUUCCAGUCGAGCGUCCCAGUGUCCGGUAUCUCGCAGCAGUCUCAGCCAGCCAUGCCCACUCCAGGCACGGUCCCGGCGCCAGUUCCCGUCCCAGUGCCCCAGUCCAUCCCGUCCCAGUUCGGAUCCGGAUCGUCUGCAAGCUCAGGGGCUGGCCAGUUCGGUUCGGGGACUGUUUCGGGCCAGGCUAGCCAGCAAGGCUCAUCGGGCUCGCAGUUUGUUUUGUCCAACUCAGCGGCCAUCAGAGCAGAGAUCCAUCGGUUCGAGUCUGUCCACCCGAACAUUUACGCAAUCUACGACCUGAUCGAGCGCAUCGAUGACCUGGCCCUGCAGAACCAGAUUCGAGAGCAUGUAAUCUCCAUUGAAGACUCUUUCGUCAACAGCCAGGAAUGGACAUUGAGUCGAUCAGUGCCAGAGCUGAAAGUGGGCAUUGUGGGAAAUCUGUCCAGUGGGAAGUCUGCUUUGGUCCAUCGGUACUUGACGGGCACAUAUGUGCAGGAGGAGUCUCCUGAAGGUGGACGGUUCAAGAAAGAAAUCGUGGUGGAUGGACAGAGCUACCUACUUCUGAUCAGAGAUGAAGGAGGGCCUCCAGAAUUGCAGUUUGCUGCCUGGGUGGAUGCGGUGGUUUUCGUCUUUAGCCUGGAGGAUGAGAUCAGCUUCCAGACAGUCUACAAUUACUUCUUGCGCCUAUCCAGCUACAGGAACACAGCUGAGGUCCCCAUGGUCCUCGUAGGAACACAAGAUGCAAUCAGUGCUGCCAACCCUAGAGUGAUCGAUGACUCGCGGGCCAGAAAGUUGUCAAACGACCUGAAGCGCUGCACGUAUUACGAGACCUGCUCCACCUAUGGCCUGAAUGUGGAGAGAGUCUUCCAGGACGUUGCCCAGAAGGUUGUGGCCAUGAGGAAAAAGCAGCAGCUCUCUAUCGGUCCAUGCAAAUCUCUCCCUAACUCUCCCAGCCACUCAUCAGUCCCCGCUGCAUCCAUCCCCUCUGUUCACAUUAACCAGGCGGCCAAUGGUGGGGGUGCAUUCAGCGACUACUCCUCCUCUGUUCCCUCCACCCCCAGCAUAAGUCAGCGGGAGAUGCGCAUUGAGACCAUUGCUGCCUCCAACACGCCCACGCCCAUCCGCAAGCAGUCAAAGCGCCGCUCCAACAUUUUCACAUCACGGAAAGCCAGUGAACAAGCAAAGAGCGUUGACAGUAAAACAGACAGCAUAGGCAGUGGAAGGGCCAUACCUAUCAAACAGGGAAUCCUUCUGAAGCGAAGUGGCAAAUCCCUCAACAAGGAGUGGAAAAAGAAAUAUGUCACACUGUGUGAUAAUGGCGUCCUUACUUACCACCCCAGUUUACAUGACUACAUGCAGAAUGUGCAUGGGAAAGAGAUAGACCUGCUGAGGACAACAGUGAAGGUUCCUGGGAAGCGACCACCCAGAGCGGUCGCCACGGUCGCCCCCACUGCCAGUCCCAAAACCAACGGGCUGACCAAGGACCGCAGCACCCUGCAGCUGGGUAUAGGAAACACAGGUGCUCCUCACUCCAACAGUAGCUCAUCCCUCCAGACGGGCGCGUCAUUGUUUAGCGGCAGCAAAGACGGCAUGCACCAACGCUCCUUCUCCGUGUCCAGCGCUGACCAGUGGAAUGAAGCCAUCAACACCAGUACAAGCAGCGGAGCCCCUAAUGGAAUGAGUGAUCCUGCGACUUCCAGUGUGGGCAGCGCAACGAGUCCUAAACUUGAGCCACCUCCUUCGCCACACGCCAACCGCAAGAAACACAGACGGAAAAAGAGCACGGGCAUCACAAAGCCAGACGGCUUAUCUGCAGGCAACGAAGAGCAAGAGGAUUCCUUUGAGUUCAUCAUUGUGUCGUUGACGGGUCAGACGUGGAACUUCGAAGCGUCCACAUAUGAGGAGAGGGAGCUGUGGGUCCAAGCCAUCGAGAGCCAGAUCUUUGCCAGUCUGCAGUCCUGCGAGAGCAUAAAGAACAAGUCUCGGUUAGGCAGCCAAAGUGAUGCCAUGGCCAUUCAGUCCAUACGAAACGUGAGGGGGAACAGCUUCUGUGUGGACUGUGAUGCACCUAACCCAGACUGGGCCAGUCUGAACCUGGGCGCGCUGAUGUGCAUCGAGUGCUCCGGGAUCCACAGAAACCUGGGCACCCACCUGUCCCGUGUCCGAUCCCUGGACCUGGACGACUGGCCGGUGGAGCUCAGCAUGGUGAUGACGGCCAUUGGUAACUCGAUGGCCAACAGCGUGUGGGAAGGCGCUCUGGAGAACUACACCAAGCCAGGCAGCGACAGCACCAGGGAGGAGAAGGAGCGCUGGAUCCGAGCCAAGUACGAGCAGAAGCUGUUCCUGGUGGGACUGCCCCAGUCGGACGUGCCCCUGGGGCAGCAGCUGCUUCGGGCGGUGGUGGAGGAUGACCUGAGGUUGGUGGUGGUGCUGUUGGCCCACGGCACCAAGGAGGAGGUUAACGAGACCUACGGGGACGGAGACGGACGCACCGCUCUUCACCUCUCCUGCGCCAUGGCCAACGUGGUCAUCACACAGCUGCUCAUCUGGUACGGUGUGGACGUGAAGAGUCGGGACGCUCGUGGACAGACCACGCUGUCCUACGCUCGGCGAGCAGGCAGCCAGGAGUGCGCGGACAUCUUACUUCAGCACGGCUGCCCCAACGACACGAGCAGCCUGACAUCUGUGGCCACGCCCAACAUGAGUCGCCGCAACCCCAACCCCAACCCCAACCCCAACAUCAACAACAACAAUGCCCAGUGCGAGCUCAACCGCAGCAUCAGCAUCAUGUAGGAGCCGGAGAGACAAAGCCACCCCGUCUGUUCCCAGUACUUCCUCCUCUGUUUCACACUGUGUAACCCAGAAUCAACGGAGAGCUGUGAUGGACUCAGUGUUUAAAAUCCACUCGGAGUGGGUGUUUGUGGUUCGGACAUUGUACAUUGUUUGUUUUAUAUUAUUAUUUU